CUUCACAAACACCUGAUGAAGGAACGUCACUCCGAAAGCUACUGCUUCCAAAGAAGCCUGGUGGACUAUAACCUGGUGACCCCGUGACCCUCCCACUCCCUGCCUUCCCAGGAUGUGCAUCAUGGCCUUUCCUGCCGCCAUCUUGGAGUGGCCUUCCAACUCCCGCUAGCGAGUAACCCCCUGGAACGCCAUCAAUACCCUCUAACAGUGCCAAGCGAGCAGUGUUUUCUGGAGCCAAUCAGAGCGCAGAGUGGGAGGAGGACGUUGGUGGGGUGUGGUAUUGCUGAGUGAUGCCCCUCUGAAGGGGACGAGCCAGACAUUGGGCUGUGACUCCAUCAGUUCCUUGUGCCAUCCCCCUUGGGGCCCGCUGUGAGAUACCAAUGAAAAUACCCACCAGAGUGCGUUUCCUGGCUGUGCUGGGGAGUGCCCAACUGUUGGUCAUUCUGUUGGUGUACCGCGAGGGAUCGCGCCAGAGGGUCAGUGCCAUCGUCAGUGCCCUCUGGAAGACAAGAUCAGUGCCCACCACCUCCCAGGCCAACAGCUCUCAGCCCGGAGAUAUCUACGCCAAUCUCAGCCUCACCACCCCCAUCGUGGUGGAUGAAGACCAGCUCCCGUUCUGUCCAUCGGUCUCACCGUACCUCAGUGGUCCAAUCAAUGUCACGUUCCCAAAGGAGCUGUCCUUGGAAGAGGUGAGGAAGAGGAACCCCAUGGUGCUGGCCGGGGGGUGGUACAAACCCCCAGACUGCGAGUCGAACCACAGUACAGCAGUGUUGGUCCCUCACCGACACCGGGAGCAGCAUCUGAAAUACCUUCUGUAUUACCUCCACCCCAUGUUACAGAAACAGCAACUCCAGUACCGCAUCUACAUCAUCCACCAGGCUGGGAACACUACCUUUAACAGAGCAAAGUUAUACAACGUGGGCUUUAAGGAGGCGAUGAAGGACACAGACUGGGAAUGUCUGUACUUUCACGAUGUGGAUCUUAUCCCUGAGGAUGAUCGCAACCUCUACACGUGCGAGAAAAAUCCCAAACACGCCUCUGAAUCUCUGGACAAAUUCGGAUACAAAGUAGUGUUCCCGCAUUACUUUGGAGGAGUUUCGGCGUUUACCCCUGACCAGUUCAUGAAGGUCAACGGCUUCCCCAAUAAUUACUGGGGAUGGGGCGGAGAGGAUGAUGACAUCGCUAAAAGGGUCUGGCUGAACGGGAUGUCGGUAUUCCGGACUGCUCUGCACCUGGCCCGUUACAAGAUGGUGAAACACUCACGUGACAAGGGGAAUGAGGAAAAUCCCAAAAGAUGGAAUCUGCUGACCAAGACAAGGAGCACCUGGAAGCAAACUGGGUUGAAUAACCUCGAUUACAUCCUUCUCUCGAAAGAGUAUCUGCCUCUGUACACCAACAUCACUGUCGACAUCGGCACUGAGAAAGGAGGGCCCCAGCGAGCCACGUGACCCAUCCUCACCCACCCACUCUCCCUCAGGAUUAGGGAUGAACCCCUCCCCCCUUCACUACAGCAGCUGUCACCCUCAGAAACCCCACCCUGGCCAGCUGAGGACCUGAACUUUGCAAAGAUUGACUUUCUGGUUGUGAAU
Hemiscyllium ocellatum (epaulette shark) is the source of this 1589-nucleotide messenger RNA. RefSeq names its product beta-1,4-galactosyltransferase 3-like. Bases 381 to 1448 code for a protein of 355 amino acids. The record is from RefSeq and is a predicted model, not a curated record. NCBI's taxonomy places the organism in Eukaryota, Metazoa, Chordata, Chondrichthyes, Orectolobiformes, Hemiscylliidae. Gene Ontology annotation, biological process: carbohydrate metabolic process. Gene Ontology annotation, molecular function: glycosyltransferase activity. The transcript has 7 exons.